CUCUUCCUCCUUGCAGAUCAUCCACCUCGUAAAAACUCCCAACAAGCACCCCACCUGUCAGUUUUAUUCUUUAACCAAGCCAACCUAAAGCCUUAAAAUGAUGCAGAUCAGCAGCGACUCGGCCAGCAACAAGCACUCUCUCAUCAACGUCAUGCACCGCUUCAUAGCAGCCGCCAACAACAUGGACGAGACCAUCAUGGUGCCCAACCUGCUGCGAGACGUGCCUCUGGAGGAGCAGGCCAACGCUGCAGAGGUGGAGACGAACAACAAUCUCGAACUGUCCUGUCCGAACAAGCAGCGGGACAUGUAUGAGCACUACCUGCUCCUCAAGUCCAUAAAGAACGACAUGGAGUGGGGUCUGCUGAAGAGGGAGAUGAGCAGCGGCGCCAGCUUCCUGGAGAUGGCGGUGAAGCAGGAGGAACAGCAGCCGGUCACCGGGAACCUGCCCCUCGACAACAACUCAGACCUGGAGCAUCAGUUUCACUAUCACCUCAGGGGACUGUUUGGAGUGCUGUCCAAGCUCACGCUGCAAGCCGACCACCUCACCAACAGAUACAAGAGAGAAAUCGGAGGAGGAAACUUCAUGAGAUAGAAGUCGCUACUUUUCCUCCUUUGACCUUGUUCCUGUCCUUUUCCCUGCUUGACUUGCACAUGGGCUGUGUUGAGAAGGGUCCAACAUUUCUAUCCAAUAGAUCUCAAUGGACAGUAGACUGACCAGGCUAACCACUUUGUGACUUCUCUCACUCCUGAUUAGCGACACUCCGACUUCCCUUUUUUUUUUUGUUCCCAAACUGACCUGAAGCCAGUGAUACCUGCACAGGUCCCUCUGUCUCAGUGCAGAGGUCGACCCUCAGUGCUCGGUGGAGGUUUCAUUAAAUCAAAGUCCAGAAGAAGCAUAGCUCUGGUUAAUGCAGAAACCUCUCCCCCUCCUUUUUUUUUUUGGUCUUUCAUUUUCAAGUUUAGAGUUAAAUUUGUCACCAGAUUGUGGAGGGAAAAAAAAAAAGGUUUCUGACUGUAGGAGAAAUUGAAUGCUGGUUAUUCUGUCCCUCCUGUACAUUUCUUAUUUUAACGCUGAGCUGAAGGGCUCUCACCCUCAGAGGUUUUAAAUGUUUCCACUUGGUAUUACUGUAACAUGGCGUGCCUUGACUUUUAUAUGCCCUGUUCAGUUACCCUGCCCAAUGUCUGACUGCUUUAAUCGUUCAUGAUGAAAUUGUGCAUUUUUUUUUUUUUUUUUUUUUGUCCUUGGGUAUUUCAAAACCAAUUUUAUAUGAAAAUAAAAUAAAUAAUUUGACUCUU
Molecule: messenger RNA, 1296 nt
Organism: Labrus mixtus (cuckoo wrasse)
Lineage: Eukaryota; Metazoa; Chordata; Actinopteri; Labriformes; Labridae
Gene: mid1ip1l
Product: MID1 interacting protein 1, like
Exons: 1
Coding region: 98-592 (164 amino acids)
Biological process (GO): regulation of lipid biosynthetic process
Cellular component (GO): cytosol
Source: RefSeq, a predicted model, not a curated record